Molecule: messenger RNA, 7161 nt
Organism: Mugil cephalus (flathead mullet)
Lineage: Eukaryota; Metazoa; Chordata; Actinopteri; Mugiliformes; Mugilidae
Gene: urb1
Product: URB1 ribosome biogenesis homolog
Exons: 39
Coding region: 116-6904 (2262 amino acids)
Biological process (GO): maturation of LSU-rRNA from tricistronic rRNA transcript (SSU-rRNA, 5.8S rRNA, LSU-rRNA); maturation of 5.8S rRNA from tricistronic rRNA transcript (SSU-rRNA, 5.8S rRNA, LSU-rRNA)
Cellular component (GO): nucleolus
Source: RefSeq, a predicted model, not a curated record
AAGCUCUGUGUUUACACCGCAACGUGGAUUAAUGUGACAGAACUUUUAUGGCAUGGGAUUACAGAAAAACCAGCAGCAGUAGUCACUAAUAUUAGGUUUUCCUGAAUAUACAAGAAUGGGUAAAAAGCGCAGCAGCGAAGACUCUGCGGAGUCAGACACUCCGGCGAAGAAAGAAAAAGUUCCGGAGUUCAAUGGGACGGUAUUUAAAGCCAUGCUGAAGGAACCCACCACAGCCAUGAAGGGACUGGAGAAGUUUAUAUCAACGUCUAAGAAGCUGCCAUGCUCUGACCUGUAUGAUGUGGUUGAGGGUUAUCUUAAAAUCUCAAUGGAGUGUGCAGAAAUAUUCAAAUUGCUAGAAGGAGAAACGCACAAUGAGAAUGAGCUGCAGCUGAUUUUUCAGUGCUUGGAGGUGAUCCUUCUAAGGACAGCCAGUGACCUGACUCACUUCAACGUGGUUGGCUAUACGAUUGUGAAAAAGAUUGUUUCUAGCCACAUGAAGCUUGUGCAGGGGUCGUUCCGUUCAGAAAAUCACAGGUUUGUCCGUCAGUGCCUCAGUCUGCUGUCUGCCUUGGUGUCUCAAGGUCCGGAAGCUGCAAGAGAGGUCCUCAGUCACAUUUACAUUAAUAAGACUCUGUCUGGACUUGCAACCAGAAAGGAUAAGAGGGGGAGACCUGAUGUGCGCCUGGCUUUUAUCCAGUUUGUGCUGUCCUUUUUGGUGUCUGGAGAUAACGCAACAGUUGGACAAAUAUUAGAAAUGAAAGAACUGCUACCAGAGAUUCUGCGUACAGGUCUGAAGGAGGACAGGAUGUCCACCGUCAAUCUGAUUUUGUCCACAUUGAAGACCAGAGUUGUGCUAAACAAAGCCGUUAGUAAAACGCAGAAAGUGCGCUUUUUCACACCUGCUGUACUGGCCAACAUUGCGUCUCUGUACAAAUGGAAUGGGAUUGUGGAUGCAACCACAGAUGAUGACACAAUGGUGAAAGACUCGGAGCACGCUGGAGCGUCGGUCAUCCGGGAACUUGUGCACAGUUUCCUUCUUGAUCUGUGUUGCUCCCGUAAGCAUGGAAUCAGCUUUCACGAUGCUAGCCUCGGUACAGCUGGCAGAGCUGGCAACAUUGUGUUGCUUCAGUUCCUGGUGGGGCUGAAGCAGGCGACUGAGGAUGAACUGGUGGCCGAGCUGGUGGUGAAUGUGCUGGAAGCUAGCCCUGACAUUCUGUCCAGAUACUUCAAGGAGACUCGUUAUUCAUACACUCCACGCCUCAAAAGUGCUUGGCAAGACAAUGUCAAGUUACUUAAAAAGAUCUACGAGGCCCAGCCAGAGAUUUGCACAGUCUUUCAAACUUGUGAGGUCGUCCCUCUGCCUCGCUUGCUGUCCAUGAUCAUGGUGAUAUCUGUUCCUCCCGUCUGUAACAAGGCCUUCUUCACACAGGGCCUCAAACUUGCCAACUCAGCAAUGCAGCUUACAACUCUGUCCUUGAUGAAUUUCAUCUUGAAGAGAGCCAACAAGAACAUGGAGUAUCUUUUGGAUAAAUCCGUGUGGUACAGCUCAGAUUUAUACUCUGGUGACAUGAUGGAGGAAUUGGUGCAGCAGUACAGGGAGACACUCAGCAAGACGUUGCCCGACAUGACAAGCAUAGUUUCAACGUGGCAGUCGCUCAGCAAAAAGGAAAAGACCGAUGGUGAAGAAAAGAAGACCAACACUGAAGCGAGUGCUGAACUGACGGUUAAUGAAAACGAAGUGCCUGCAGUUGAGGAGACGGCUGAGGUCAUCCUGCUGAAGGCUAUGAUCCUUCAGGUCAUGUGUCUUUACCAGAAAGUGGUGCCGCAUCUGGUUAGCCAAUGCAAAUUUGACUUCAGCAAGCUCAUCAAAGGGAUUGUGUCAGAGAAAGGAAUGAGAGAAGAAGUUCCCCCUGUCUUGCAGUAUCAGAUACUGCAGUUGGCCUUGGAUCUUCCUGCAAGCAAAUUCUCCUGGUUCCGCAUACAGGAUGUAGCCGACACAGAGUCUGGAGAGAAAUCAGUGCUUUACCUGCUUCUGAAGAUGUUUGUCAGCAGCAGCGGAAGCAGCAGACACCUGAAAACCUCCACACAGAUGCUGGUUUUAAAAGUACUGAAGGACACCGGGGUAUUUGAGCACACCUGGACUGAGCUGGAGCUUUGGCUCAACCAGCUGACCAGACUGGAACCAAACCAGCAAGAGACCGUUAUCCAGUUCUUGGAGAGGGUGUUGGUUAAACUGGUGUGCAAUUCCCACACAUACACUGACAGAGUUGCCAGCCUGGUUCAGGAGGCAGGUUAUCUGCAGGCUAACUUGAGCAGCCAGGAGGGCGACGCAGCCAGUAUCCCGGUCUCACACAUAGAUGACGUCUUGGACAUGCUGGACGUCAUCAUGGAGGGAAACGAUGGCGAGAUGGAGGAGUUUGGGCCGUCUCUGAGUGAGGACCUCAUCAUCCAAACCUUCCCCUUCAGUGCCGUGGUACCUGCUGCAUUAGAGGCCCGAAACAAACUUCCAGCAGAUAAGGGGGUGAUACAUGAAUACUUGUCUGCAGUGCUCUCAGACGUGCUCCAUUGUCAGAGAGAGCCGCUUCCCUUCUGCCUGGCUCUUCGGCAGUAUGACAAAGAGCUCGUUUCCUCAGAACUCUCUGCUGCUGCACCCCAUGCAUCCAUUAUACACUUUCAUCUGUACUACUCCAAAUGGCUGCCGCAGCAGCGCCGCGAGCAACUGUUCAAGUCUUCUGACUGCCGGUCAGUGGAACCGCCAACCCACGCGUCAUGCACCGCUGUGAUGAAAGCUGCUUACAUCCAAGGAUCAGGAACUUUGCUUAAGGAUACCUUCAGACAAAAUGUAGAAGAAGCUCUCUCUUCCAUGUCGGUGUCAGAGUUUCCAGUUGCAAUUAAGCAGACGUUACUCUACAUCAAAUCAACGGUGGAAAACUUUGGCACGUUCUCCAAAGACACUGGGGCUGCCCUUCUGAAGACUUUCAUGGGAAUACUCCAAGACAUGGUGACUAAGCUACACAGCUUUCAGGAAAGUAAAAACUCUGAGCCAGCGACGGACAAAUCCCAAGAAGAAUCAGAGCUCUUUCUGGAACUCAACCAGUCUUCCCCAGCAGAAACCAAUAAAGAUCAGAUUCUUGUUUCAGCUCUUGGCUCCAUCUUCAAACAUCCCUGUUUGGAGCAGUGGUUUCUGGCUCUGGAGCGGUCUUCAUUUCCUCCCCACUCGCUGAGUCCUGUCAGACUAAAGCACUUGUGUACUCAGCUGACCGAUAACAUCCUGACCCUGCUGAAGAUCGGCGCGCCCGUUCUUCACGAUCUGAGUCGCCUGGAUCUUCUUAGCAUCUACAUGGAGGCUGUAGAACGAGCUGCUCUCAACGAAUUGACGGCAAAUGGUUCUAAACCUGCGAAGACACACUCCAGAGCUUUCCGCGCCCUGCUGUCUCUGCACAGCUACAUGGAUUCCUGUAACCUGAGGGAGGUGGUCUCCAGGUUGCUGCUGCUUCCCCACGAGAGCCUCAUUUCCACCAGCAGCAAGGGGGCACAGUCUGAGCUCAGCGUUUACGGCCAUGCAGCGCUGCAGAUCCUCACAGAAUGUAAAUCUACUUCUUCCCAGCAUCAAGGUUCAUUUCUGACACAGGCGCACCUCCAAGGCCUGGGCGCUUUGCUGCUCUCCUGCUCCAACCCUGCUCUGGAGACCUUCCUGCUCCAGACUCUGUCCGGUGAACCAGGAAGUGCCAAGCUCAUCCACACAGAUGUGUUGUUGCACAGUCUGACGCAGCCUCUCCCAGGCUCUCUGGCCAUCAGCUCUCUGCUGCUGCAGAACUGCUCCACUCACCGGCUCUGCUUUGAGGUGUGGUGCCUAGAACCUGCAAACAUGCAGAAGCUGACAGAGGAGACGGAGGCCUUCCUUCCUCUGAUUCAUACCUACAUACAGGUGGCAAGUAGAGAGGACCCAUCCAGACCCAAAGAUGUGCAAAAAGAAGUUUUAAAAGCCUUGACGCAAGCACUGCUCCCCAAAUUGUCCCAGUGUAUUCUGGGUAACUUGACAGAGGACUCUGGAGCCCAGCUUUCAGAAACACUUGUUUUUCUCAUCAAACUGUCUGCAAACAACAAGGACAUAAGAGAUUUAAUCAACAGUCUUCCCAGGGCUCUUCAAAACGUGGACAGUUUUGAAAGGUGGCAGCUAGUGGAUGUUAUCGCUGAGAAACUUGCUGAUUUCCCAGAGGAACAAGAGACGUGGAGGAAGUCUGUCACCACUGCAGCUUUCAAAUGUCUGGUUGCCUCUUACAGUCGCUCUAAAGAUCAGGCCAGUGCCCCGUCAGAACAGGAGCAGAAGGUCCUGCAAAGACUGCAGCGACUCCUGACAGGUGACGACAUCCCCGCAUCUGAGUGGAACAGUUUUGUCAAAAAUGGACUCAAAUAUCGCUACAGAGAUCACCACUUCUUGAAUGCUUUAUGUGGUCUGUUGGAGCUGGUGUACAGUGGCAGUGAAGUGCGAAAGGACCUGAUACCUCUAACCACUCUUCACAUGAUGACCAGCAGCCAUUCUCUGUUCCUGCCCACCAUGCUGGACUCUAAUGAAGAGCCUAGCAUGUGUCAGGCUAAAGAAGCGUUAGCGUCCCUUCUUCUAUGUCUGGUGAAGAAAUGCCCAGCGGUCUGUAACGUUAACCACUUUGGUAUACUGUUGGGAGCAUACGGAGCGACACUGUGUACAUUAGAUCAGAAGCUGUUACUGCUUCUUCAAGAAUACGAAAGAAACCAAGUCAGUCUGCUGAAGUUUCAAUCCUUCUUAUGGGGCCCAGCAGCUGUGGAGCACCACAAGACCAGGAAGACCCUCGGAGCUUCUCUGUGGAAACAGGCGAGCUCAGAUGACCUGUUGGCCCUCCUGAAUCCUGACAGGAUGCUCCAAACUAUUGCACACUUCCCACAGCAGCGCAGCAUCAUUCUGCAGGAUGAUCCCGACCAGCUGUACAAAAACAAUAAAGUGAAAGAUCUUGGGAAUUUGUAUGAUCCCUGCUUUCUCAUGCCUCUAUUCAGUGCCAUGCUGCGGCCAGAGUGUGUCAUCGACUGCUUCAAGUUUGUGUCCAGCCACGCUCUCGGAGUGACUGUCAUGGCUCUGAGUAGCUAUGACGCCAAGGUGAGGGCAGCAGCGUACCAUGUGCUCAGCUGUUUCUACCAUCACCUGGAGGGAGCGCGGUUCAGAGAGAAGAGACAGGUGCUGUAUUUGAUGGACAUGGUUAAGAAUGGAAUUCAACACCAGAAUCAAAAACUUCCAUUCAUCCUGACCACCUACAUCAGCAGAGUGGCUCAGCAGAUGCUCAAACCUGAGGACCACAUGUACGUGGUGUUAAACAGGUUCCUGCUGUCCCAUCAGAGUUUGGACUUCAGAAGAGUCCCUGAAUUCUUCAAGUUAUUCUAUGGCUUUGACUUAGAGCACAAGAUGGAGCGCGAGUGGAUCCUGAGUGUGCUGGAGGGAGGGAUAAGCGAUGGACACUGCUAUGAACUGUGCAACCAGCAAGGCAUCUUUCAGAUCCUUUUAGCCUUCAGCAGCAGCCCCCUGUGUGACGAACACUUCCAGGCACUGAUCAUCAGGGUUUUGUGUCAGGCCGUGAGUGUGACUAAAGCUGCUUACAACCUCACUAAGAGCUCUGGGCUCCUAACCUGGAUAACACAGGUAGUUGAAAAAAGGAAUCUAAGCCAGCAGCUCCUCUGUGCCAUCGUUGAUCUGCUCCACGCGCUGUGGUUUACUAACCUUGGGCAGAAAGAGAAACCGCUGGAUGUAGCCGAAACCUCCUCAUCUACUGAAGAGGAGAAACCUCAGCACUUAGUGAAAUGUCUCCCUCUCCCAUUCAUCAGCGAAUUCCUGUCUGUGACGUUAACCAUCAGCAAACACCUCAGGUUGGGUGUCAAGGCCGCUCAGCUUAGCCAGUUUCUGCAGACCCUGUCCUCUGUACUGAGGCAUCGUGGGACAGCUCUCAACAUAAACAAACAGGCCGACUGGCUCACACUUCACCCACAGCCUCUCUCCUGUACGGAAACCCUCUCCCUGCUUCUGUGCUGGGCCACUUUGUCGCACAACACAGCGCUGCUUAGUCAAAUACAAGUCUUAUGUGAGAAGCAUAAAGUGAAGGAACUGAUGGGGACGGUGAAGGAUAAGGCCAGAGGUAAGGGCUCCGUUUCCCAGGCCCACAUGCGAAAAGAAAACCUGGCAGAAAACACUGAGGCCGAGAAACGAGAUGAGAGCCUUCUGACAGAAUGUAAAUCUUACCUCAGUAGUAUCUUUGUUCACUGGGAGCCUGUGUUUAACCUCUCGGAACCUCAGCCAGCUCAGCAAACAGACAAACUGGAUCUCAGUCGGCUGGCCAGCGAUACAGCGCACCUGCUUACAAAGUGGUCCCUGAGGUGGUUGGUGGAGGACGUGUAUGAUGAAAACAGAACAAAAGGAUUCCUGCGCUGGGUUGAAAAGGCCGUGAUAAAGCACGGGGAGGUCGUGGAUGUUGUUCUGCUGGAUGCUGGCCUGAAAGCAGACCUUCUCCGGCUCUACCACCAGGCCUUCGAAGCUCCGUGCCAGUCCAGCGUUUCAGCAAGAGCAGAAACCUUCCAGCCUUUUACCAACAUUAUGAUCUGCUUCCUGAAGAGACAAGGCACCCUUCCAGAUUUCCAUCAGGCUGUUGUCUCUGCAUGCAUGCCAGACGCCACACAUGACCCGUCUAGACAGGAUGCAGGACUGUUUCUGUUGUCAUUGUACAUUCAUGAACUGUGGAGCGGAGCCACGUCAGCGGAGCUGUUCCAGUCUCAUGUCAGUUUGGUGGCCAGAGCCAAGUGCAAGAAAAAGAAAGCAUCCAAAUCAUCACAGACACAAACAGCUGUCAGAGCCAUCUGUAAUGAAAUCAUCACCGCCAAGAGUUAAAUACUUCAUCUGAAAGCUGCUGUGUUCUUUAGGAUAGGCCCUGGUUUGGUUGUUUGUUUUGUUAUUGUAAACUGAGAUAUAAAGAUUUGUAAAAAGCCUUUUGUUAUAAACUGUUCAUUUUCAAAUGUUUUUACAAUGUUUUAACAAGUACCUGCGUCUGUAUGUACAGAUUAUUGGUAUUAGACCAUGAAAAGUAAAGUAAAUAAAACAAAAAAUGGAUGGAAAGUAUUAAAGCAGGAGUGAAGCACAGUAACAUA